AUGCUCUGCUCCGGCCACAUGCUGGCCUGCAACGGCCUCUUGCCCAGUCGGCUUCGGCUACCGAGAGCCGACGCAUACCGCCUGCGCCUACCAGGGCUCACGUGGAGGUGGCAUGUCGCGGCCUCCGCUGCGGCGUCCGGCGGCUCCUCUAACCUCCCAUCGUCGUCGUCUUCACCACCUACCCCGCCGUUCGGGGUCAGGGACGACCAGGCCGCCGCAUCACCUGGGUUUUGCAUCAUUGAAGGGCCUGAGACAGUCCAAGAUUUUGCAAAGCUUGACUUGCAAGAGAUCCAGGAUAACAUUAGGAGCCGCCGAAACAAGAUUUUCUUGCAUAUGGAGGAGAUUCGACGGUUGAGAAUACAGCAAAGAAUAAAAAAUGUGGAACUCGGAAUUUCAGAUGAAGAGAGUGAUAGGGAACUCCCUGAUUUUCCGUCGUUUAUUCCAUUCUUGCCUCCUCUGAGUGCAGCUAAUCUAAAGGUCUACUAUGCCACAUGUUUCACCCUCAUAGCUAGUAUAAUGGUCUUCGGUGGUUUUCUUGCACCAAUCCUGGAACUUAAACUCGGUCUAGGGGGUACAUCUUAUGAAGACUUUAUCCGCAGCGUUCAUCUGCCCAUGCAGUUGAGUCAGGUAGAUCCCAUUGUGGCAUCUUUCUCAGGCGGAGCAGUUGGAGUUAUCUCUGCCCUAAUGGUUGUUGAGAUAAACAAUGUCAAGCAGCAGGAGCAUAAGCGGUGCAAAUACUGUUUAGGAACCGGAUACGUGGCAUGUGCUCGCUGUUCAAGCACGGGCGCUCUUGUGCUCUCAGAGCCUGUUUCAACAUUCAGUGAUGGCGAUCAGCCUUUAUCCGCACCAAAGACAGAGAGAUGCCCGAAUUGCUCAGGCUCGGGAAAGGUGAUGUGCCCAACAUGCCUCUGCACUGGGAUGGCAAUGGCAAGCGAGCAUGACCCCCCGGAUCGAUCCGUUGAUUUGAGACUAUCUCGAGUUGGUGACGAGCGGCUCUUCGGUUUAGGGUUCCCGGUUCCUUCACCAUUCAAACAGUGGAGCCCCGGUCUUCAGCCGAACUCCCAGUGA
This is a messenger RNA of Miscanthus lutarioriparius, 1068 nucleotides long. The record is from the annotation of a GenBank genome assembly. NCBI's taxonomy places the organism in Eukaryota, Viridiplantae, Streptophyta, Magnoliopsida, Poales, Poaceae.